Messenger RNA from Verticillium nonalfalfae, 2250 nucleotides. RefSeq lists its product as uncharacterized. The record is from RefSeq and is a predicted model, not a curated record. Gene Ontology annotation, molecular function: NADP binding; N,N-dimethylaniline monooxygenase activity; flavin adenine dinucleotide binding. Lineage: Eukaryota; Fungi; Ascomycota; Sordariomycetes; Glomerellales; Plectosphaerellaceae. The coding region runs from base 1 to 2250 and encodes 749 amino acids. The transcript has 3 exons.
AUGGCGAAAAACGUCUGCAUAAUAGGCGCCGGCCCCUCCGGCCUCGUGGCCGCCAAGACGCUCCUCUACAACGCGCCGCAGGGCGCCUUCAACGUGACCGUGUUCGACGCCCAGAAGCGCGUCGGCGGCCUGUGGCCCACGUCGCCGCGCGAUGACGGCGGCACGGUGCACCCCCUCAUGACGACCAACCAGAGCCGGCACACGAUGCACUUUAGCGAUUUCGGCUGGGAGGACGCCGACGGGCAGUUUCCGCGCGCGUGGAUGGUCGGGCGGUAUCUCGAGCGGUAUCUCGCGCGGUAUCCGGGGGCCGAGGUCCGUCUUGGGUGGAGGGUCACGCGGACGGAGGCGCUCGAGGGGCAUAAUGGCGGAGGCGGCGGGUGGAGGGUCACGGCGAGGGAUGGGUCGGGCAGGGAGGAGGUUGGGCUUUUCGAUCGGCUUGUUGUCGCUACUGGGUUCUUUGGCGAGCCUGUUCUCCCGAGGGGCAUCACGGAUGGGGCGACGGUGCCGGUUGUGCACAGCAGUCGGUAUCGGGGCCUCAAGGGAUUGCUUGGAAAGGGGGCCAAGGGGGGCAAGAUUCUGGUCGUGGGAGGCCAGAUGUCGGGUGUCGAGGUUGCGGGCACGAUUGCGAGUCAUCUUUCGUCUGCGGUCAAUGCGCCAGGGACGACAAGCGAGCUUGCUGGUGCUGAGGGGUACACGAUCCAUCACUUGAUUCAGCAUCCUGCGUGGGUGUUUCCCCUGUACACGACACCCAAGCCCAAGCUGUCGGCUCCCCCUUUUUUGCCGGUCGAUCUCGGCUCUUAUAACCUCAACAACAGGCCCAAGCCCCUGACGAACACGCAGGGCCACAUCGCUCCCGAGACGGCCAAGACGGUGCACGGUAUCUUCCAGAAUAUCGUGGGCCAGGAUCAGUCCCAAUUCUCCGAGUCCAUCGCUGUCAAGGGUGACCUGACCUCGGAGCCACCCUACCUCGCCAUGAGCGAAUUCUACACAGAGUUCGUCCGGUCCGGCCUCAUCACGGCCUCGAAGGGCAAACUGGAAGCAAUGGAGAGCAACACAGCCAUAGUCACUCCGUCAGGCGAGAAGAUCGAGGACGUGGCGGCCGUUGUUCUUGCCACUGGCUUUGAUCCUUCGCCUUGCGUCUCUUUCCUCCCCGACUCGGUCCUCAGGACCCUCCACCACAGCCCUGAGCACCGCGAUCUGCCGUUGGCACUGGGGUUCCACGGCACGCAACACCGCGAUCUGCCGACGUUGGGCUUCGUCGGGUUCUACCGUUCACCCUACUGGGGUGUCAUGGAGAUGCAAGCACGCUUCCUCGCCGCCCUAUGGACACCAGAGAACCUUGCAAAGCCCCCAGCGGGCCUGGCGGCUGCUGUGCAGAGCGAGGCAUGCGAAAAGCGCAUUUUGGCUCUGCGAGAAGAUUCACGAUGCUCGCAGUUUCCGUUUGGUGAUUACGCCUUCAUUAUGCAGGAGAUGGCGGCAGCUUUGGACAUGACCAUAUCACCACCUGUAGAGCCGCCGACGCCGACGCUGCCGCACAACAGCCUUCCCAUGGACAUUCUCACAUCGUCGCGAUACCUUUCACCGCUGGCCGAUGCGCAGGCCAAAGCAGAGAACGCCAAAGUGCUGCAGUAUUCCAACGACGUCGCUACAGCAGCCUUGACGAGCAGCCGAUUCGUCGCGCACGCCGUGUUCCGCAGCCUUCUCGGGACGUGGAAGCUGGAGCGCUCCCUUGACAGCAAACUCCCAUCACACCCCAGCGGCCACUUCAGCGGCACGGCACGGUUCCUGCUCCGCGACGCCACGGCGGACGGCUUGCAGUGCGCAUCGUCGAGCGACAGCGUCGCGCCAUCGGCGACGGACCCAGGCGACCCCGGUCAGGAGUACCUCUACAUCGAGGAGGGCGAGUUCAAGGCGAGCAACGGGCUCGUGUUCCAGGCGCGGCGUCGGUACAUCUGGCGGUACGACGAGAAGCACGACACGAUCAGCGUGUGGUUCGUGCGGACAGACGACGACAAGAGGGCAGACUAUCUAUUCCACGAGGUCGAGUUUGAGACGAAGCUGGCGACGGAGGAAUCAGACGAGAGGGCGCCCUGGAGGGCCAAGGCGGGCCAUCUGUGCAUCGACGACUUCUACAACGUCGCGUACGAGUUUGCGUUCGCGGCGGUGCACCUGAGAGAGUGGUCGAUCGGGUAUGCGGUGCAAGGGCCGAAGAAGGACUACGCCAUCCGCGGGGUGUACCGGCGGGAGUAG